AUGGAGGGAGGGGAGAGCAGCGGCAAGAGGGCGAGUGCGGAGGAAGUGAAGUCAGACAUAGAGGAAGGAGAGGUGCUGAUGACGCAGGACGGAGGCGGAGGAGGGCGCGCGUUGGCGGCGGCGGAACCCAUGGCGCCGGCGCAGAUCGACGUGAGGAUGGACCUGACGCUGCUCCACUGCCUGGGCUGCCUCCUCCCCCUCAAGCCCCCCGUCUUCAAGUGCGAGGCCGCCGGGCACGUCGUGUGCUACCACUGCCGCGCCGUCCACGGCACCAUCUGCAGCCGCGCCAGAACGCACUGCGGCGAGCUGGACGCCGUCGUGGGCGCCGCCAAGGUGCCGUGCCCCUACAGGGCGUUCGGCUGCGAGCGCCAGGUCGUGUACCACGAGGCCGCGGACCACCAGCGCGCGUGCGAGUGCGCGCCCUGCUCCUGCCCGGACCACACGUGCGCCUUCGCGGGCUCCCGCGCCACGCUCCUCGACCACUUCGCCGCCGCCCACCGGCGCCCCGCCGCCACGGUCCGCUACGGCCGGUCCCGGGACCUCGGCCUCUCUCCGUCGCACCGCUGGCACGCGCUCGUCGGGGAGGAGGACGGCAGCGUGUUCCUCGUGUCCCUGAGCCCGCUCGGCGCGGCCACCGCCGUGUCGCUGGUGUGCGUCAGGCAGGACAGCGAGGCGGCGCCGCAGUUCUGGUGCAAGCUCUCCGUGGAGCGCCUGGGAGGCGGCAACAGGGACAGGCUGGUCCUCAUGGCCUCGCCUGUGGGCAGCAGCGCGCUGUCCACCGGCGCGCCGGCGCCGGGGCAGGGGAUGUUCUUGGCCGUGCCCCACGAGAUGCUCUCCGGCGACACGCUCACGCUCACCGUCCGCAUUGACCUGAUCCGGCCUGCACCUGUCCCCGCCGCUCCCAUGUCGACAACACAACAGGCUAGGACGCAGAGGAGGAUGCAGUGAAGCAUAUGCGGUCCAUGAUCUUCUGCACUCUGCAUGUUAUGUCUAUCAGACUAUGAGACUAUGAGGCUGAGCUGUGUACUGUGUAGGCAGUAGUAAUGCAACUGAGUGAAGUGCAACUGUGUAACCGACUGAAGUUAACUUGGAGAUCCUGAACCUGAGUAUAUUCUGUUCUUUUAGAACCUGCACCAGGGUAUGUAGAGUGAAGUACAUUUUGUGAGACAUUUUGUUCUAGCUGCUUUUACUGUACUGCAUCAGGUUGUACAUGUUGAAGUUCUUCAGUGUUUUGUUCACAAGAAAUGAACUUCUGUAAAUUAUUAUUUUUUCUCUUCA
This is a messenger RNA of Hordeum vulgare subsp. vulgare (domesticated barley), 1278 nucleotides long. RefSeq names its product putative E3 ubiquitin-protein ligase SINA-like 6. Gene Ontology annotation, molecular function: zinc ion binding. The transcript has 2 exons. Bases 1 to 948 code for a protein of 315 amino acids. The record is from RefSeq and is a predicted model, not a curated record. NCBI's taxonomy places the organism in Eukaryota, Viridiplantae, Streptophyta, Magnoliopsida, Poales, Poaceae.